This is a messenger RNA of Stegodyphus dumicola, 4461 nucleotides long. RefSeq lists its product as uncharacterized. Gene Ontology annotation, biological process: poly(A)+ mRNA export from nucleus. Gene Ontology annotation, molecular function: translation initiation factor binding; phospholipid binding; inositol hexakisphosphate binding. Lineage: Eukaryota; Metazoa; Arthropoda; Arachnida; Araneae; Eresidae. Gene Ontology annotation, cellular component: nuclear pore cytoplasmic filaments; nuclear pore; cytoplasm. The record is from RefSeq and is a predicted model, not a curated record.
UCUUGGGCCCCCCUCCCUGUUGUGUAUGAUAUUUUUAAGGGUGAUUUGAAAUUGUAUUUCAAGCUGAAAGGCAUAUGAAGUACACUGAGCAAGAAUCGUUAAACAUUUGUUAUUAUUAGGGUAAUUUUCAUAAAUGGAUGUUGGACGUGCUCUUCGUAAUACAUCAAAAGGGCAGCUGAAAUAUGAUAGAUAUUGGAUUGAAGAAGGGAGAACAAAGGAAAUUCUGGACGGCAUUUCUCAUUAUUCUUCCAACAUAGCGAUAAAUAUUAGUCCUAAGAUUUUGUCAUCUAUAGCGAGUGAUAUCGCUAAAGGAGAGAAGCGAGAAAAUGAAGAGGAGGAGGGAAAAAUAUAUGAAAAACCAAAUGUAAACACUCCCAAAAGUGCGUCUGAUGUAGCUGAUUCUUAUUUUUAUGAAAUACAAUUAGAGACUGAGCUUCCGAUUAUAGAAUAUGAAGGAGAAAGAUUGAAGUCUAUUCAGGAUAUAUUUAAUAUUAAGAAGUCUGAAUAUGACAAUUAUUCAAAAGAAGUUGACCAGCAGAUUGAACAAGAAUAUCAACUUCUGAGAAGGAAAAAUGAUCUGGAUGCAAAAAGAAGAGCAGCCAUUUUGCAGAAAAUUGAGGAAGCUGUUCUGCAAGAAGCAAGGGAAAAAUGGCUUCUACAAAGAGAACAUUAUCAGUCACAUGUGAAGAAGCUGAGUGCCAAAGUGCAAGAAGCAGAACUGAAGCAAAAAAAGAUAGAAGAAGAAUUAAAGAAAAGGGUGAAGGAGCAACAAGAGCUGAAAUUUCAGCUUACUAACUGUGAAAAAGAAGCUGAAAGUUUAGUUUCAAAGGCAAUAGAAAAACUACAGUCAUGUGAACAAUCUAAGUAUCUGCGUAUUCCAUCUAAUGACCGUAUCAAUCAUAUGAAAAAAGUUAUCAGUGAUAUUAAAAAUUUGUCUGACGAAUCAGAGACUAAGGAUUUGACUAUUGAUGAUAUAUUAAAUGCUAACAUCUUAGUAAAAGGAAUAUAUGAAACUCUCCAGGAUAUAACAAAUGAUAUAGAGUUUGCUAAAAUCAGAGCAGUGCAGGAACAGGAAGAACAGGCAAAAGUAUCACAGGAAACAGCUACUCAGAAUGAGAAUAGUGAGAUCAGUAAUGGUAUUUGUUCUUCGAUGGAUGAAACUGUUUCAAAAAGUGAAACUGCGGAAGUACUCACUGUUUCUGGUUCACAGAAGAAAAUUAAUGCUGAAAUGCCUGCAAAAAAUAAAAUAAAUACAGAAGCUAAAAUUAUACUAGCAAAGUUUAUAGCUUCUGAUGCUGCAGAAGAUUACCACAGAAUAAUGGAAAAUCUGGAGCUUACAGAUAAAAAAGUAAAGGCAUUUGCAAAUGAUGCUCAAAAUAAGAAGUAUUGCUUUGAACUGAGAAAAGCUAUAACCCUUCCUAUUAAUGCUGUAUCAUCUUUUUCUGGUUCACAUGUGAAAGAUAAAAUAAAUCGCAUCCUCUCAAUUUUAAGGAGUAAAUCUUCAACUGAGAAUAGCAAAUCUGUUGCUUAUAGUUUCUGUGUUUAUUUAGUUGCAAAACAGUUUGUGGAACAAGCAGAUCGCCAGAUUUCAGCCCAACAUUCUACAGCUUUUCCUACAGCAUUAGCAAUUGUUGGUGUCUGGAUGCAAAAACCUGAUGUUGGAUUACUCAUUUUAGGCCAUUUAUAUUCCAGUUGCCCUUAUUUAGUGCCUUAUUAUCCAUCUCGAGAGAAGGACCAAUCUGAUAAGGAUUAUUAUAAAAAAUUGGGCUACAGAUUUGACAGAGAUGAUAAUAUGGAGGAAAAAUACAAAUUUUUGAAUCGAAUGAGUGGCUACAUGAGACUUUAUGCUGCAAUCAUACAGUCUCCCUUACCUCCAAAUUCAAAAUCAUCUCAUCCACAUGGCAUCGAAUGGGGAUGGAAAUGGUUAUCCCGCACACUGAACAUGGAACCUCGUGCAGAUAUUACAGCUACUCUCAUUUUCGACUUUUUAGAUGUUACAGGACAUGCUUUGCAAAUGGUAUAUAAGAAACAGUUCAAGAAAAUAUUACAUAUAUUAUGCAAAGACUACUUUCAAAAGAUAAAAAAAGUUACACCUGGGGAUUCUGGAGGCCCAGUGGAAAGGCUUGAAAAUUUCUUACAACAGACUGUUAAGAAAGGAUAUGUGUCACCUCCAGAAGGGUUUUUAGGUUCUGAAUUUUGGAAUAGUUGAUGAUGAAGAGCUCAUUUUUAAUUUUAAAAAAUCUGUAAUAUUAUGUUAAAACUUUAGUUUGUUAAUAUCGUACCUAAAAACAGAAAAGCUGUGUGUUUUGUAUUCUGUCUUAUAGAAAGUUAGAAGGAUGUUUAGGAUGGGAUAUUUCAGGCAGUUUUUCUCUCUUUUAUAUGCAGCUAUUUAUGGUAUGAAUUCUUGUAGAAGAAUUAUAAUGGUAUCUCAUUAUUUAUUAAAUUUUAAUGACUUAUGAUGGAGAUGAUAAAAUAUGUUGAAAACAUUGUACAGAGCAUGAAAUCAUAUUAAAAAUGUCAGAACUUGCAUAAUGGAUUCUGAGCAUUAAAAUUGUGAAAAGUUUCUAUAUGAAUAGUUUGAUUUUCUUCUUCUGUUGGUGCAGAUAAAAUAUAUUCUCACAAAAUAAAUUGUUUACUUUUUUGAAAAUGUAUAAAGAUCUGAAAAUAUGAAUUUCUGUUAUAUUAAACUAUGAAUGAAAAACUAUGAAAAUGUUAAAACUAUGAAUUUCUGUUAUAUUGUUUGUACUUGCAGUUAGCUCUGUAUUUAAAUACUCAAAACUGUUUAUUCAUAAUGUCUGCCAUUUCACAUAAAUUCAUUAGACUGUUUUCAGUGUACAUUUCUCUCUAAUUCAGCUCUUUUUCUCAAGUUCUGAUGGAUCACAUCAGAUUUUAAGAAAUGAGCUUUUAUGCAUUUUUAAAGAUUUUUGUUCUGCCCUUUGUUUACUGAUUUAACCUGUGAAGCUUGACCAUAAUUUUCAUGAUUAACAUUGCAUUAAUGCUUAAUUAAUAUAGCUGGCAUGCAUAACUUCAGAGAGAUCUUUUUCCAUGCUUUCUUAAAAUAGUUUGAAUUUUUAAUCUUUUGAUGAGAUCAUUAAUUAUGAUAAUUGAGAUAAAUUUUGUCAUUGAUUUAAAGAUGUCUUUAAUUUUUUAAUUAGCUACUUAUUUUUCUUUUCCUUUUUUGAUUUCUCAAAUACAAUCAUGUUUUAUUUUAAUGAUUUUUAAUUGUAUUUUUUUCCUUUACACUGCAAUAAACAAACUGCAGCCUGGUUAAUCCAUCCCCUUCAUAAUUGAGGCUGACUGUAGUUGUUAGCAAAAACUUAUUUACCAACAAAUAAUAUAAUGCUAUACCAACUAAUAAUGUGAUACUAGUAUUUCUUUUAUUCAAAAUUUCCAGUAUAAUGUAUCAGAAAUUGUGUGUCCUUAUUUUUAUGAAAUAUGAAAUUAAUAUUUUCAGAUAAUCAUGUAAUUUUUCUAAAACUAGAUCAUCGUGUUUUGAAAUAUGUGUGUAACUUAUCUGUCUUCUCAUUUGAGUCUUGUAUACAUUAUUACAGUCAAACUCCACUAUAAUAAACUUCAAGGGACCAGAGGUUUGAUUAAUGUAUCCAGUUUAAUAGAAAAAAUGGAUUAUCUUAUAACAAAUUGUAAAAACUUCUUCAUGAAUAGAAAAACAUUAACAUUGUCACAUUUACAAAAGAGGUGAAUAAUAAGUGUUAUAAAAAAUUAUUAAGGUUUAAUUACAAAUAUUGCUACAUACAGUUACAGUACAAAGUCCAAUAGCUAGACUACCAGCAUUUCCCCCCCCAAAAAAAAAUUGGGAAUGGAGAAUACAAUACUCCAAAAAAAGCAGGUGUGCUAUGAAAGCAAUUUCCCCCUCUGGCUAACUGAGAUUCCUCUAUGUUAUUUUUAAACACCCGCUGGCUAAAGAAUCGCUUCAUAAUGCAUUGAUUGACUUUAACCACAAUCACACGUUUGGCUGGCUCGCUCUUGGCUCAAGUAUUGUGAAGGUGCAAUGUAUCUCAACUAAGCAAUAAGUGAAGCCCAAAACAUAUUUGAUGAAAGUCUUUCCACUGAAAGUUUUUCUUCCAUACCUUAUAAUUAUUAAGAAACAAGAAAAAUUUUAAAACAAUUUAACUUUUGAAAUUUUCCUCUUGCCAAAAGCCUAUGAUGCUCAGAUGCACAAGAAUUGUGAUUGCACUUUGGCAAAUUUUUGACCGCCAGUUUGCUUCUUCUUCAAUCUUUCAAUGUUUAAUUUCAUUUCAUCUUUUAAAACAACUGAGCUUUGAAGGUGUUAAAAAUGCCUUUUUCUCUUUGUACUGGCAAAAGACGUCAUCUCUCAAAUUUCCCCCCCCCCCAAUUUCUUGACAUCAAAUUUUGAAAUCUUUCUAAACCUCCAAUAGUCUUCCAAGAGAAAGGGUUCUGUCAUUUCUUGAACCUAUUCAACUUGUCACUUAAGAACAAAAA